This is a messenger RNA of Moesziomyces antarcticus, 570 nucleotides long. RefSeq lists its product as uncharacterized. The transcript is spliced from 5 exons. The record is from RefSeq and is a predicted model, not a curated record. Lineage: Eukaryota; Fungi; Basidiomycota; Ustilaginomycetes; Ustilaginales; Ustilaginaceae. Bases 1 to 570 code for a protein of 189 amino acids.
AUGGGCUACGGCCGAAAGGGGGCGCGGGCGGGACGGAUAGGUCGUUGGUCAACGGUCGUUCCGUGGGGGUUAGCGCACAAUGUUGUCCGAGGAGGCAGUGACAAGAAGGCGGCGCUAAAGGUCGAUGUCGUGGCCAGGGUGAACCUGCGACUCGGUGUCGACAGCGGCGAGCGUGGUCUCCGGAGCGCGGUUCCAACGCUCCCAUCGGGUCUUGCCUUUGAGCUGGGCCGUGUUGCGCUCCUUGGCUCGCUCAUCUCGCUCAUCUCGCGCCGCUCCCAACACAUCCCAAAUUCAAAGCGCCUGUCGCCAUCGAGCUUGGGCCGCAAGCAGACACAGGCUCGAGUGCAGGAUUACCUCAAGGAAUCCAGUCAACAAGGACUUCUGCAUUCAUGGGACUUUAUUGUACAGCAAACUGCAGCUCUGGAGGGCACGCUAGUAGAGCAAGGGGAAAACAAGACAGCAUUGGCUGCCUCGGCUGACGGAAAAGACACACUACGAGCUUCCGCGCGAAAACCCAAUGACGCAUCGACGGCGCCUCUCGAAAAUGCCUGGCAACUCCUUCGUCCUUGA